AACAAGGGUGGCGCAAUUACUCAUCGUGUAGUCACAAGCAUCUUAAUCGGGGGGCACCGAUCAACUGAGAGUUUGCUCGUCACAAACCUUGGACGCAUGUCAAUGAUCCUUGGCAUGAAAUUUCUACAAGAACACAACCCCCGAGUUGACUGGGAACAUAGAGAGGUCACGUUCUCAAGAUGCAGACACACGAGGAAUCAACGAGUCAAAGUAUGCGAAGAAGAAGUCAACCUUCUAUUGCAACCCCGGCUCGAAAAUGAAGCAAUUCUCCCUGACGUACACAUGGAUGACGGGUGGGAUCAGGAAGAUAGCUUCAUCAACUGGAUAGACUUGCAAGACCAGGAUCUUCGUAACAUGGUGCACGACAUCCUAGGCAUAAGCAAGAAGGUAAAGGAGCAUUUGGUAGAACAACCGGCAGAAGGAACACAGGACAAAGAAUAUUGGUCCAAAUUCGUCCCUCCAGAAUUUCAUUAA
This is a messenger RNA of Laetiporus sulphureus 93-53, 474 nucleotides long. RefSeq lists its product as uncharacterized. NCBI's taxonomy places the organism in Eukaryota, Fungi, Basidiomycota, Agaricomycetes, Polyporales, Laetiporaceae. The transcript has a single exon. The annotation marks the transcript as partial. The record is from RefSeq and is a predicted model, not a curated record.